CGGGACCUUCCAAUGGGUUGUCACAUGGUUUAAUUUCACAAUAAAUUCUGAAGGUCUGGUUUAAGUUGCAUAGAGCCAUCAGUCAUCAUCAAGAUGUCACUUCUGGUGGUUUCAUGUCUAUUGCUGCUCGGAACGGGAGUUUUUGGAGCGCCUGAUGCUGAUGAGAUCAAAUAUCUCCCUGGACUUUCGAAACAGCCCAGCUUCAAGCAGUACUCGGGAUACUUAAACGUUGCUGACAACAAGCACCUUCAUUAUUGGUUUAUUGAGUCUGAGAAAGAUCCUGCCAAAAGCCCUGUGGUUCUUUGGUUGAAUGGAGGACCAGGCUGCAGCUCUCUGGAUGGGCUACUCACAGAACAUGGCCCUUUCUUGAUUCAAGAUGAUGGAAUGACAUUGGAAUAUAAUAAACAUUCCUGGAACCGGAUUGCCAAUGUGUUGUACCUUGAGUCACCAGCAGGGGUUGGGUUUUCCUACUCUGAUGACCAUCAGUACGCCACCAAUGAUACGGAGGUUUCGAUGAAUAACUACCUUGCCCUAAAGGAAUUCUUUAAGCUCUUCCCAGAAUAUGCAAAGAGUCAGGUCUUUCUCACUGGUGAAAGUUAUGCUGGAAUCUACAUCCCUACACUGGCUGAGAGGGUAAUGGAAGAUGAGAGCAUUGAUCUCCAGGGUAUAGCUGUUGGGAAUGGGAUGUCCAGUUAUGAACUGAAUGACAACUCGCUUGUGUAUUUUGCAUAUUACCAUGGACUUCUUGGCACUAGCCUGUGGAAAGCCUUGCAGACAUAUUGCUGUAAAGAUGGGAAGUGUGACUUCUACAAUAACCAGGAUGCAAACUGCACCAGAAAUCUGGACGAGGUGCAAUAUAUUGUCUACAGCUCUGGUCUGAACAUGUAUAACCUGUAUGCUCCCUGCCCUGGUGGUGUUCCAGUGAGGGCCAGUGUUGACAAUGGCCAACUUGUCAUCCGAGAUCUGGGGAACCAUUUCAUCAAACAUGAACUGUCCACUGUGUGGAACCAGAAACUUCUAAACUUGAUGACUGUCUACAAAUCUGUGAGGCUUGACCCUCCUUGCACAAACUCUACUCCAUCUGUGCUCUACUUGAACAAUCCCUAUGUCAGGGCUGCUAUUCACAUCUCACCCAAAGCCCUCAACUGGCAGAUAUGCAGUGCUGAAGUGAACAGGAAGUACAAACGCUUGUACAUGGAUGUGACCCAACAGUACCUCAAGCUUCUGGGAAAACUUAAAUACCGCAUUCUGGUGUACAAUGGUGAUGUCGACAUGGCCUGCAACUUCCUUGGUGAUGAGUGGUUUGUCGAAUCCCUCCAACAAGAGGUGCAGGUGCAGCGACGGCCUUGGACCUAUGACAAUGGCGAGAGUCUACAGGUCGGUGGCUUCGUCAAGGAGUUCUCCAACCUGGCCUUCCUCACAGUCAAGGGCUCUGGUCACAUGGUUCCUACUGACAAACCCAUUGCCGCUUACACGAUGUUCUCCCGGUUCAUAACCAAACAGCCUUUCUGAGCGGGGUUCUGUUCCUCUGCUUGAGGUCUUGCACUGGAGCACUGUGAAAUGCACAGCUUUCCUCCACUCUUUAGAGGCAGGGGAUUCUCCUCAGGGGUUCACGGGAAGGGCAAAACAAAUCUGUUUUAAAAAAAAAAAAAGAAAAAAGAAAACCAUCUCCGUCCCCCAAAGCCUUUCUUUGCAUAUGAUUAUGAUUAUGACUCUGAGAUGCAAUCAGCACUUGUUCUACUGUAUAUGAAUGUUUUAAGGAAAGAUGAAAUAAUGAGGCUGAUGGCCUGUACAUUCCCUGCCCAGGCUGUGCAUCAACUCUAGUAUGUUCAGCAUUAAAUGGUACCCUUUUAUCUGUAGUUUAACUACUGUGGGAAUUUGUCUUUUACACACCCCAAAGGGAUUUCUUUCUCAUUGUCAGUUAACUUUAUUCAUGUUGUGAAUGGUGUUCUGGGGGAAAAGACUCACAGGGGACUUGCGCGUAGUGAAUAGAACCCUUCAGUUCCCCCCCCAGUCAGACUUACACUCUAACCACUGGAUCAAUCAAGUUUUGAGGGAAAUCUUGUGUUGUGUAGGGUUUCUUUCUUUGCGCCUAGUGCCUCAAAAUGCUUGUUUGUAGUUUUGCAAAAUCUGCAUAAUCAAAAAGGGAAUUGUCCAUUAUGUCUCUGUAUUUUGUUGCAGUAUUGAUUAAUGUUUUUAUAUUAAAGUGAUGUUCCUUUAAA
Molecule: messenger RNA, 2222 nt
Organism: Sardina pilchardus (European sardine)
Lineage: Eukaryota; Metazoa; Chordata; Actinopteri; Clupeiformes; Clupeidae
Gene: ctsa
Product: cathepsin A
Exons: 15
Coding region: 94-1512 (472 amino acids)
Biological process (GO): proteolysis
Molecular function (GO): serine-type carboxypeptidase activity
Source: RefSeq, a predicted model, not a curated record